AUGUACUGGUUUGGUUGGAAAAUACAUCCGCAUGUAAAAAUAGAUGAUGUGUACCUAGUCCACGAUGGAGAUCUCAACGUUGAUGAUUUCAUGAAUGCCUUCGUUGAGUUUGCCAAAAUCAAUAAGACUUUCCAGCACCAAAAUCUUUUCAUCGGUGAUAAGAAGCUAGUGGACGAGGUGAUAAACUAUGUGCAAGGCAAUGAACAGAAAUUUGUCGGCAGCCCGCAUCCAACCAAGUUGUUCUACAUGACGGACUCUCAAGUUGAAGCUACCGCAAAAAUGAGGAACCAGCUACCUACUGGUUACGAGCUAGGUUCUGCUGAUUCGCUCGAUUCGGAGUUUAUCACCUCAAAGUGGCGACAUGCGAAGGAAGGUGACGUGGAAAAAACAAGGAAGAAACUCAGCCUUCUGCCCUCAAGCUGCAUUCGUUACGAGAAAAAGCCAGUGGCAUUUGAGAUGCUCUCGCAAUCUGGACAGCUCAACCAUCUAUUCGUGGUUGAAGAACAUCGAGGACAAGGUCUAGGACAAAUCGUCGAGUUGGAUCUUUGUGAAAAAACUGCAAGAAAUGACGUAUAUUUGGCCUAUAGAGGAGAGUUUGAUGCUAAAAACUUCAUGGAUGCAUUCGUUGUGUUUGCCAAGACUAACAAGAUUUUCCAACACCAAAUUUUGUUCGUUGGAGAGAAGAUGUUAGUGGAUGAGGUGGUAAAAUAUGUACAAACCAAAGAACAGAAUUUUGACGGUAGCGUGCAUCCGACUAAGCUGUUCUACAUGACAGACGCUCAAGUAGAAGCUGUUGGAAGACUCGACUUGAAGACCAAGCUACCAUCUGGAUAUGAGUUAGGUUCUGCUGAUCCGCUCACAGAUUCGGAAUUUAUCACCUCAAAAUGGCGACAUGCAAAAGAAGGAGACGUUGAAGAAACAAAGACAAAACUGAGCAUUCUGCCAUCAAGCUGUAUUCGGUACGAGAAAAGGCCAGCAGCAUUCGAGAUGCUCUCGCAAUCUGGCCAGCUCAAUCAUCUAUUCGUGGUUGAGAAACAUCGAGGACAAGGUCUGGGACAAAUUGUCGAGUUGGAUCUUUGUCAAAAAACUUCAAGACAUGAUGUGUACCUAGCCCACGAUGGAAAGCUCAACGCUGAUGAUUUCAUGAAUGCCUUCGUUGAAUUUGCCAGAAUCAAUAAGAUUUUCCAGCACCAAACUCUAUUCAUCGGUGAUAAGGUGCUAGUGGACGAGGUGGUAAACUAUGUCCAAGACAAUGAACAGAAAUUUGUCGGCAGCCUGUAUCCAACCAAAGUGUUUUACAUGACAGACUCUCAAGUUGAAGCUACCGCAAAACUUGAACUGAGCAGCCAGCUACCUGCUGGUUACGAGCUAGGUUCCGCUGAUCCGCUCGAUUCGGAAUUUAUCACCUCAAAGUGGCGACAUGCGAAAGAAGGUGACGUGGAAGAAACAAGGACGAAACUUAGCCUUCUGCCCUCAAGCUGCAUUCGUUACGAGAAAAAGCCAGUGGCAUUUGAGAUGCUCUCGCAAUCUGGACAGCUCAACCAUCUAUUCGUGGUUGAAGAACAUCGAGGACAAGGGCUAGGACAAAUCGUCGAGUUGGAUCUUUGUCAAAAAACUGCAAGGAUUGGUCUACAAGUAUUUAAGUGCAUCCUAGCAACAAACAAAUCGCUAAUCGAUUCUACUACUAGAUCUUCGCUGUGGACAAAGGCCAAAUAUGAUGAUAACAGCGAUUUUGUAUUACUGUAUUACGAAGCAUUAUGGAAAUAA
This is a messenger RNA of Cylicocyclus nassatus, 1767 nucleotides long. The record is from the annotation of a GenBank genome assembly. Lineage: Eukaryota; Metazoa; Nematoda; Chromadorea; Rhabditida; Strongylidae.